Messenger RNA from Xiphias gladius (swordfish), 2640 nucleotides. RefSeq names its product mitochondrial glutamate carrier 1-like. Gene Ontology annotation, biological process: aspartate transmembrane transport; L-glutamate transmembrane transport; malate-aspartate shuttle. The record is from RefSeq and is a predicted model, not a curated record. Gene Ontology annotation, molecular function: L-glutamate transmembrane transporter activity; L-aspartate transmembrane transporter activity. The transcript is spliced from 10 exons. Lineage: Eukaryota; Metazoa; Chordata; Actinopteri; Istiophoriformes; Xiphiidae. Bases 188 to 1192 code for a protein of 334 amino acids.
CUCCAACCGUUCACUGAAUCCAGUGCUGCGGGGCCGCGGGGAGGAGGAGCGGGACGCCAGACUUUGCCUCGGCAGCGUUAAAUCUUUGACCUCAUGCCAAGUGUCUCUCAGGGACUCUCAGCCUGCUCUCCCUCUGCGGCCUCCUCCUUUGUGCUGACCAACUUUUGCACUUGGACAACCAAGAACCAUGGCCCAGCAACAGCAGAUUAGCCUCCCAGCCAAACUGAUCAAUGGAGGGAUUGCAGGCAUGGUAGGAGUCACCUGUGUGUUUCCAAUUGACCUGGCCAAGACCCGCUUGCAGAACCAGCGCAGCGGGCAGCAACUCUACAAGAACAUGAUGGAUUGCCUGAUAAAGACAGUCAAAUCUGAAGGCUACUUUGGCAUGUAUAGAGGUGCUGCAGUAAAUCUCACCCUCGUAACCCCAGAGAAGGCCAUCAAGCUAGCUGCUAAUGACUUCUUCCGCCACCAGUUGAGCAAGGAUGGUAGCAGGUUAACAGUGUUCAAGGAGAUGUUGGCAGGAUGCUGUGCAGGAAUGUGCCAGGUCAUUGUCACCACACCCAUGGAGAUGCUCAAGAUCCAGCUGCAGGAUGCUGGCAGGCUAGCGGCCCAGCAGAGGGUGAUGCCUAGUGUGGUAACGACUCUGAAGAUAGCGGGGACCAGUGCUGUUCUUAGCCGUUCUUACAACACCACCCCUGCGCCUCAAGUCAUACGAGUGUCUGCCACACAGAUCACUAGAGACCUGCUGAGGACCAACGGAGUCACGGGACUGUACAGGGGACUCGGGGCCACAUUGAUGAGGGACAUCCCGUUCUCCGUUGUGUACUUCCCUCUUUUCGCACAUCUCCACCAGCUCGGUCAGCAUUCAUCUGAAGACCCAUCUGUACCCUUCUAUUGGUCCUUCAUGUCUGGCUGCUUGGCUGGUUGUGUCGCUGCAGUGACUGUCAGCCCUUGUGACGUGAUCAAAACAAGGCUACAAUCACUCAAAAAAGGAGCUAAUGAGGAAACCUACAAUGGAGUGGUGGACUGUGUCAGAAAGAUCCUGAGAAAGGAGGGGCCUGGAGCGUUCCUCAAGGGGGCCAGUUGCCGGGCCCUGGUAAUUGCUCCACUCUUUGGCAUUGCCCAGGUUGUGUACUUUGUAGGAGUUGGAGAGUUCCUGCUCGGGUACACGCCCUACAACAUCUACUCUGCAUAAACAAGCUGUUUCCUAGUCUUUCUGCCGCCUCAUUAAAUUACAGGCAGCUAUGGACCCAGCUCUCUAUUACUGUGUACCUCUUUAUUGUUGGAGGUUUCAGAGUAAAACGCUAAAGGGACCAAAGAGAUGCCAUUUUAUUUCGAAAUGGUUUCAAAUUAUGCCUUUAGCAUGACUCUCUCCUAUUUAGAGAUGGAGAUUGAAAUGUACCUGUCCGUAUGGACUUCAGUGGAGCUUAUGGCAAGAAAAGACUAGCCUCCCUCACUGAGUGACUUGAUAGUCUAACAUUGGUCAUCAUUUCACCCAUAUCAGACUUGAUUUUUACUCCUGUGGCACCAAACCUAUCCCUGUUUCCUUAGGUCAAGCCCUACCCCUAAAUGUACCCCGUAUCACUUACCCGUCACAGUAAUUCUAACCUGCAUAUCUCUCCAACUGUGCCAUCUUGGGAUUCACUGUAUGUGAUGGCUGUUACACGGUGUUGCAAAAGAGACCUGAGUUUGCCAAGGAGCACCAAGUAACAACCGCAGAAUCUUGAAACUUUACUUGAAUAGCUUCAAUCCUGUUUUAAAGGGUUAGAUGUGAGACUGGGCCAUGGAUGUUGAUCCUGGUCUAUGUACAUAGUGUAUUUGUUUUAAAAGUAUAUAUAAUUUGGUAAAUAACCUCUAUCACAAAAUGAUUGCCACAUGCUGUUCUCCAAACAACUUUGCCGGGAAGAGACCUGAUAGCUUAUAACGAAGCAUUUGGACUGCCUCCUAUCCACUGGUAUGCCAUACAGGGAUUCUGUGUUGCAUUACUGUGUGUUACCAGGAGUGGUUUCUGUGCCUCUAAAUAGUGCUCUUUAAAUAGUUGCUCACAAGACAACAGCUUUCCAUAGAAGCUUUCUGGUGUUUGUUCUGGCAAAUAAUUGUGGUUGAGGUGUUUGGGGUUUUUACUGGGCACUGUGAAUCAGUCUGUGGCAGCCUACACAACUCUGACUAUGUAACUUGUAGGCUUAAACUCUGCAGCUAAAUAGCUAAAUAAGGCCUUCUGCAGUUGACUUUGGAGAGCAGCUUUUUAUGGUGGUAAACUAGAGUUAUGGUGGACAAGACUUUUGGGACCAAGUCGUCUGGGGAAAAAAGAAAGUGCAACAUGACCUACAUGUAGCCCCUUUCUCUGUGUUGACUGUGGUUGUCUGUGACUGGUCAGGUUUUCUUGUCAGUUAGAGACAGAAGAACUCACACACUUGUAUCAUGUAAGGCAUUUAGAAGCAGAAGAGAGUCCGUUGUUUAGCUGCACUCUUUCUUCUGGAAAAUUUAAAUAUAUAAAUGUAAAUGUGGCCUGUAUUUUUCAAAUUUUCUCAAACUCUAAGUUAAAUUCAAAUUAAGGACAGUUGGAGAAUUUUUCAACCAGUUGAGAGGAUAAUUAUUUAUUUACGUUCAUUUUAGAAUUACGCAUGUAAAUACAGAUUUCUA